CUUUUAUUUUCCCUCAUGGCGCUUCUAAUUUUAAUCUUUGCAUUAAACAGCUCCUAUAAUUCUUUGGACUUGAAAUCUCUGGAAUUCCCGCGAAAAACAGGACAGAAGCGUCAUUGGCGGCGAAAUUUUAAACAAAAAAUUCAUAUUAGCGAAAAAGAAGUGAACUCGGGCGUCCUAAUGAAAAACCACAUGAAACAGGUACAAGAUAAAACGAUUGCCCUGUUGUAUAAGGGAGCCAGGCAGUUUACUGAUAAAUUGAACGCAGCCCAUGAAAAAAACAAUGGGGUGCAAGAUUGUACCCAUAGCGUACAUGACUCCUAUAAACAAUUGUUUCUAACCAGUAGCUGUCGGUUACAGACGUAUGGGAAAAUUGAGCCUGUUGUCAUAAACACUUGCCAGUCAUGCAGACAACCUGUGGAUAAUAGUCCUGAUAAAUGUUCAUUCUGUGACAAGAUGGUCUGUGAUUUAUGUGGUAGCAGUUGCAUAAAGUGCUGUGAAGUGUAUUGCCGCUGUUGCUCAUUACCAGAUUUCAGCAGCACCGAAGAGAGCUGCAUUUGCAUUGGUUGUGCCUGACAGUGAGCACUAUAAGGAUGUACAGGGAAUAUUGAGACCAGCACUGCCACUUUAGACAGCAAUUUGAGGUGUUUGUCAUGAACUUUUGUGUUGGACUAUCUGUUAAUUGUCCGUAAUAAUUCCAUUUUUAUUGUACAGUAUUAUAAGUGUUGACCAACAGUACCUGUUAUCAAAUAAUAUCAUUGUAUUUAAAUCAGAAUUCAGUAAGGAUAAUUUUGUAAGUGUCUUGUGUAUUUUUUAAAAUAAAUUUUAAUACUUUUAAUUGCCAUCAGUGAGAAAUAUC
Molecule: messenger RNA, 856 nt
Organism: Schistocerca nitens (vagrant locust)
Lineage: Eukaryota; Metazoa; Arthropoda; Insecta; Orthoptera; Acrididae
Product: apoptosis regulatory protein Siva-like
Exons: 5
Coding region: 16-573 (185 amino acids)
Biological process (GO): extrinsic apoptotic signaling pathway
Molecular function (GO): CD27 receptor binding
Source: RefSeq, a predicted model, not a curated record